This is a messenger RNA of Macadamia integrifolia, 3670 nucleotides long. RefSeq names its product pentatricopeptide repeat-containing protein At2g41080. The transcript is spliced from 3 exons. Gene Ontology annotation, biological process: RNA modification. NCBI's taxonomy places the organism in Eukaryota, Viridiplantae, Streptophyta, Magnoliopsida, Proteales, Proteaceae. Gene Ontology annotation, molecular function: RNA binding; protein binding; zinc ion binding. Bases 589 to 2610 code for a protein of 673 amino acids. The record is from RefSeq and is a predicted model, not a curated record.
ACUUCUGUUCCCCAAGCUCAAUAGCCGCAACGCCUUUUCCUCCAUCAUUCUCUUCUUCUCUGGUCAAGGCCAUCACAGUCUUAACUCUCUCUCUCUCUCUCUCUCUCUCUCACUUUUUCUGUGUUCUCCAAUUCCUCUGUGUGUGUGUGAGAUGCAGUAAGGGUUUAUGCAACCCUCUAUUUCUAUUUCUCUCUCUCAGGGUGUUUUCUCAUCUGUGUCUUAUGCUUCCUCCCCGUUAUUAUCCUUCUCAAUAAAUAGUCUAGCUAGCCGCCCUCAAAUAUCAAUGGAAAUUUUGGACACCGAAAUUGAUCCUCUGAACCUGAAAGCAAAGGAGGAGAGAAAUAAAAAGAAAAGAUGAAAAGUCUAUUGUGAAUCCUUUUUGGAGCUCGGAACUCAUCAGGGACAUCCUCCUCGGUGAUGGUCUCUAUUCGAGGAGAAUUAGAUGAUUUCUGGCGGCGAGAGAUUUAGAGGGCUGGUGCGACUUCGCCCAUAAAGUGGUUUCACUCCAAUCACUGGCAGUCCUCCACUCAUUCAGCCACUACUUGUCCCUCUCUGGAGGGAGGGAGGGAGGCGAGGCAAAUCAAAUGGAUGGGUAGGCCUCUCUUAAGAUACUUGUGUUGUUCACCACGUAUUAUUAAUGGAAGUAUCUACAGAACCGGUUCCAUGCUUUACUGCACAGCUGUCGCUAAUAUAACUGGUGCCAAAUCUAGUGACGAAUUCAUCGAUCUCUGUUCCAAUGGAAACUUGAAAGAGGCAUUCCAAAGAUUUCGGACGGAGAUCUGGUCAGACCCACCUCUGUUUUCUCACCUAUUACAAGGAUGCAUUCUCUUGCAGUCGCUUUCCCUAGGCGUGCAGCUCCAUUCUUUGGUCAUCACCUCUGGUUGUUCUGCCGACAGAUUUAUAUCCAAUCAUCUCCUCAACCUAUACUCCAAAUGCGGAAAGUUACAGGCUGCAAUGGCAUUGUUCAAUGUGAUGCCGAGGAAGAAUGUCAUGUCCUCGAACAUCUUGAUUGGUGGGUUCAUUCAAAAUGGUGAUUUAGAAAAUGCCUGUAAGGUGUUUGAAGAAAUGCCUGAAAGAAAUCUUGCAACCUGGAAUGCUAUGGUUACUGGAUUUACCCAUUUUGAAUUCAAUGAAGAGGGGUUGGAUUUGUUCUCUCAGAUGCACAAAAUGGGAUUCUCCCCGGACGAAUUCACUCUUGGAAGUGUUCUCAGAGGCUGUGCUGGUUUGAGAGUGCUGAAUACUGGGCAGCAGAUCCAUGGUUAUGCGACAAAGUCUGGGUUCGAGUGUAAUUUGGUUGUUGGGAGUUCUCUGGCUCAUAUGUACAUGAAAUGUGGAAAUAUGCAGGAUGGGGAGAGAGUGUUCAAGGGGAUGCCUGUUCAUAAUGUAGUGGCCUGCAAUACCCUUAUUGCAGGAAGGGCUCAAAAUGGGUGCUCUGAAGGAGCUCUAAAUCACUUUAAUCUGAUGAGGAUGGCAGGAUUCAGACCAGACAAGGUUACCUUUGUAAGUGUAAUCAGUUCAUGUUCAGAAUUGGCCACUCUUGGGCAAGGCCAGCAGGUACAUGCUGUAGCAAUCAAGGCUGGGGCUGAUUCUGCGUUGUCUGUGUUAAGUUCACUGGUUAGCAUGUACUCAAGGUGUGGGUGCAUCAUAGACUCUGUAAGGGCUUUCUUGGAAUGUGAAGAGGCAGAUGUUGUCUUGUGGAGCUCAAUGAUUGCAGCUUUUGGGUUCCAUGGCCAGGGCCAAGAAGCGAUCCAGUUGUUCGAGCAGAUGGAGAACGUAGGAUUGGAGCCGAAUGAUGUUACUUUCUUGAGCUUACUCUAUGCUUGUAGUCACAGUGGAUUGAAGGAAAAAGGAACUGAAUUCUUUGAGUUGAUGGUGAAUAAGUAUAAAGUGAAGCCUAGACUGGAGCACUAUACUUGUAUGGUCGAUCUCCUUGGGCGCUUUGGAUGUUUGGAGGAAGCAGAAGCUUUGAUUCGAUCAAUGCCCAUAAAACCAGAUGGAAUCAUCUGGAAUACUUUGUUGUCUGCCUGUAAAAUCCACAAAAACACAGAUAUGGCAAGAAGGAUUGCUGAAGACGUACUUAAGCUUGAACCACAGGAUUCUGCCCCCUAUGUCUUGCUAUCAAACAUCCAUGCUUCUGCUAAGAGUUGGGGGGAUGUCUCAAACGUGAGGAAAGCCAUGAGAGAGAGGCAGGUGAAGAAGGAGCCUGGAGUAAGUUGGUUGGAAGUGAAGAACCAAGUGCAUCAAUUCUGUAUGGGUGAUCAAUCUCAUCCAAAAUGGAUGGAGAUCGAUGGCUAUCUAAAAGAACUGAUUUUGGAGAUGAAGGAACGAGGUUAUCUGCCGGAUACCAGCUCUGUUUUGCAUGACAUGGAGGUUGAAGAAAAGGAGUACAGCUUGGCUCACCACAGUGAGAAACUGGCAAUUGCUUUUGCUCUCUUGAGGACUCCUGCAGGUGCUCCAAUCAGAGUCAUGAAGAACUUGCGUGUCUGUAAUGAUUGCCAUGUAGCAAUCAAGUUCAUUUGUGAGAUCACUGCCCGAGAAAUUAUUGUUCGAGAUGCUAGUCGAUUUCACCACUUCAAAGAUGGGAAAUGUUCUUGUAGAGAUUAUUGGUGAGCAUGGGCUGAAUUGCCGACACUUUUUCUAGGGGUAAAGUCAAAUGGACAGAAUGAGGAAUGCUGCUCGUAUUCGAGCUCAAUUCGAGAGAGUUGGGGAAGAUGCUAAUCUCUACGAGGCUGUGAAGAAGGUUCUUCUGCAGAUUGUACAAGUACUAGCAACAGACAUCAUGUUUCAUCCCUUAUCCCAUUCCUUUGAUUGUUUGAGCUGCAUAAAACAAACUUGUUAUGUUAAAAGGUAUCAUGGGUCAAGAUGGGAAAUGGAAUGCAGUUGCUAUCCUCCAGCUUUGACUUGCAUAUCCAAGGUGGAUUUGGGUACGUAAACCAUUUGAUGUGUCAAUUUUGAUGAAUUACCUGGGUCCAAACACCAGACACAGAACAGUAUGAAGCUAGUUUUGUCCUGCGCUAUGUGGGUUGGAUCUGGGGAACCAUACGACAUGUCCCACCUAGGAAAACUAUGUUAAUAAUUUUCCUAAUUAGAGAAUCGAAACAUUUAAUUUGAAGUUCCCUGAAACCACCAUUUUGAGCUGUUAGAAUGAUUAAAGACUUGGUGGAGUGAAAUUGCAAGAACCAGGAUCAUUUAGCCAAUACCAAAAUAUUUGCAAUAGGGCAUUAAUGAAUUGGUGAGAAUGCUUUAGAAUCAAUCAUGCAUUGUUUCUAUGAUGGCACGAUGACUUUGAACAUCUAAUGUUUGAACUGUACAGCUGUCAACUGAGGAGCUGACUAGACAUAUGCAUGUACGUAGUUUAGUGGUAUUUCUUAUGGACCCUUUGCUCUUAUUUAUUUCCUUUAGUUGCAGCUGACUUUGAAGGAAAUUGCAAUGCCUCCGAGAAGCAUACAGUGCAAGUAAACAGAUUUGCCAUUGGAGAAGAAGAAAGCUCCGGUUGGUCCAAAGAAGUCAAAGCGUGAGAAGUUGGAGAAAUUAGAGGGCCUUAAGCUAGCAUCUACUCCGUACAUUCUGAAAUGUGUGAACCAUUGAAAACAUCGUUGGUUCUGACCUUGUACAGUAUAAUGUGUUUAUAACUGUAAUUCUUUCUCAUUUUCAUCUGUUUUUUGUUUCA